Messenger RNA from Penicillium argentinense, 1827 nucleotides. RefSeq lists its product as uncharacterized. Gene Ontology annotation, molecular function: ATP binding; protein serine/threonine kinase activity; protein binding. The record is from RefSeq and is a predicted model, not a curated record. NCBI's taxonomy places the organism in Eukaryota, Fungi, Ascomycota, Eurotiomycetes, Eurotiales, Aspergillaceae. Gene Ontology annotation, cellular component: nucleus. Gene Ontology annotation, biological process: mitotic DNA damage checkpoint signaling; protein phosphorylation. The transcript is spliced from 7 exons. Bases 1 to 1827 code for a protein of 608 amino acids.
AUGGCGCCUCGUGAGAAAAGCUCCCUCAAAAGGGGAAGAGCCAGCGCCGAUGCGGACUCGCAGGAGUUGAAGAAACCUCGACGCUCCCAGAGAGUUUCGAGCCAGCGACAGCUGGAGACGCCGAUCGAUCAUGACUAUUUACCCACGCCGUUGACGCAUGGCAACUCGACCGCCACGGACAUCCGCAAGGAAGUCACGGCCACUCCUCCCGACAGUCCAAGCCAUGCCCCCGACCCCUCGCAGGUCCCAUCUUCGCCUCCCGGAGAUACGCAGGCCCUGUCGCAGGCUUUUGCUGACGACGUGGAUGAUGAGAGCGCGGAAGGAGUUUGGGGAUAUCUCCUCCCGUUGGAUGACAAUGUGAGCGGUCCAUUCGUUCUCAAGAAGAGAGAUGGCUGCGCGGGUCGUGACCGUGCUUCGAAGAACGGCCGGCCUGGGGGUUAUCUCAUCGGCCGCCACCCGGAGUGUGAUCUGAUGAUCAACAUCCCCACCAUCUCAAACAGACAUUUUCUUCUCUUCUCGGAGAAGAGAAAGGGUGACGUCGUUGCGAUGCUUGAAGACCUGUCGAGCAAUGGGACGUUUGUCAAUGAUGCAAUGGUGGGACGGAACAAGAAUCGCGAGCUCGAGGACGGUGACGAGGUCUCGAUUCUGAACGAAGCACGGUUUGUCUUCCGCUACCCUCGGACACGAGAUACCCAUGGCUUCCGCCAGCAGUAUCGGGUCCUGCAGCAGCUCGGGAAGGGCCAUUUUGCUACGGUCUAUCUCUGCGUGGAGCGAGCUACUGGGAAACAGUAUGCUGUCAAGGUAUUCGAAAAACGCUCAGGAGACUCGCAGAAGACCCAAGGAGAGGCUCUGCAACAAGAAAUCGCUCUUCUAAUGGGUGUGAACCACCCAAACCUGCUGUGCCUAAAGGAUACAUUCGAUGAGAAUGAUGGAGCCUACCUGGUUCUCGAGUUGGCCCCGGAAGGCGAAUUGUUCAAUUUGAUUGUGAAUAAACAGAAGCUCAGUGAGGCCGAAACUCGUCAUGUGUUCCGCCAAUUGUUUGAGGGCUUGAAAUAUCUGCAUGACCGUGGAAUUGUACACCGAGACAUCAAGCCAGAGAACAUUCUCCUUAAAGACAAGAAGUUGAGCGUCAAGCUGGGUGACUUUGGACUUGCGAAGAUUAUCGGAGAAGAUUCGUUCACGACGACCCUUUGUGGUACCCCGAGCUAUGUUGCGCCCGAGAUCUUGCAAGAGACGAAGCGCCGGCGGUAUACAAAGGCCGUGGAUGUCUGGUCGCUGGGUGUGGUUCUUUACAUCUCUCUUUGCGGUUUCCCGCCCUUCUCGGAUGAGCUGUACACAAAGCAGAAUCCCUACACGCUCGCCCAGCAGAUCAAGAUGGGGCGGUUCGACUACCCAUCGCCAUACUGGGACUCUGUGGGGGACCCUGCACUGGACUUGAUUGACCGAAUGCUCACGGUGGAUGUCGAGAAACGAAUCAGCGUCGACGAGUGUCUCGAGCACCCCUGGCUGACCGAGAAGUAUCCCAGCCUGACUGACAGCACCGAUGGCUUGACCGGCGCCCUCGGAAAACUUGAUUUUUCCAAGCGUAAGGUCGAACGCGAGCGCACCUUGCUGAGCACCGUCAACGCCGCCAACUUCAGCGAACAUGUGGAGGGCAGCGGAGCCCCGAUCAAGGUCUUUCAUAAGAACGAGGCUGGAAAGCGCGUGCACAACCGACCUGCUAAGCCUAAGGCUUCGCAACGUGAAGCGUCGCCAGGCGAUAACAGCGCCCCCAAGGACUUUGCCAAUCUCGGGGAGCGAGGCGAUCCGGCGCUCUACGAUGAAUGA